GGAAGAAGAAGAAGAAGAAGAAGAAGAAGAAGAAGAAGAAGAAGAAGAAGAAGAGGAAUAGGACGGAUCACUUAGAGACAAAGGAGGAAACAUCAGAUCUGUAUUUGAGCUUCCAUAGCAACGAGGGAGAGCAGCUCUGCAGCCUCUUCAGCAUCUUCAGCCUCUUCAGCAUCUUCAGCAUCUUCAGCCUCUUCAGCCUCUUCAGCGUUGAAGUCGGCAGGAAGACUUUGCUGGGAUUGUAUUGGUGAAAGGAGGAUUUCGGUGAAGCUGAGGCACAAACAUGAACCAAACAGCAUCCGUCUCGCAUCAGAUCGAGUGUCAGCCAAUCAAGGACAGCAAGGAGUUUGUGGACGUCAGCCCCGCCCAGAGGAACUGGAAGGGCAUCGCCAUCUCCCUGCUGGUGAUCGUGGCGGUGUGCUCGCUCAUCACCAUGUCCGUGGUCGUCCUCACGCCCGCCGAGCAGCCCAGCAGCGGCCGCUCCAGGCUGACGGUGUCGGACCUCUACGAGCCGGAGUUCAGCGUCCACGACCCCGAGGCCAAGUGGAUCAGCAACUCCGAGGUGGUCUACAGGAACCGAGACGGUCACGUCAUCAAGUUCAACUUCGCCUCCAACGAGACGGAGGUCAUUCUGACCAACAGCACGUUUGUGGCCUUCAAAGUGGUGAAGUACUCGCUCUCUGCCGAUCUGAAGUUCGCGCUCUUCGCUUACGACGUCAAACAGGUGUUCAGAUGUUCCUACACGGCGUCGUACAUCGUCUACAACAUCUACACCAGGGAGGUCUGGGAGCUGAACCCUCCAGAGGUCCAGGACGCGGUGCUGCAGCACGCCGCCUGGGGAACACAAGGACAACAGCUGAUCUACAUCUUUGAGAACAACAUCUACUACCAGGCAGAUGUGAAGAGCAACUCCCUGAGAAUCACCUCCUCCGGGGUGGAGGGAGUCAUCUUCAACGGCCUGAGCGACUGGUUGUACGAAGAGGAGGUCCUGCGCUCCCACCUGGCUCACUGGUGGUCGCCCGACGGAGAGCGGCUGGCCUUCCUCGCCAUCAACGACUCGCUGGUGCCCAGCAUGGUGCUGCCCCAGUUCACCGGCAGCGCCUACCCCAGAGGACUGCAGUACCCGUACCCCGUGGCCGGUCAGAAAAACCCCAGCGUCACGUUGUCAGUGGUCAACCUGUUCGGAGCGACGCACACGCAGGAGCUGCAGCCUCCGGAUCAGAUCAGGGAUUUCUACGUCACCAUGGUGACGUGGAUCAGUAACACGCACCUGGCGGUGCGCUGGAUCAACCGGCCCCAGAAUGCAUCAGUGCUGACGGAGUGCGACGCCACCAUCGGCGUCUGUAAGCCGAGACACCGGGACUCUUCUGAGACCUGGCUCUCCAUGCAGACACAGAAGCCGCUGUUCUCCAGGGACACGAGCCGCUUCUUCCUGUCUCUGCCCGUGAAGCAAGGAGGACAAGGCGACUUCCACCACGUCACCAUGUUCUCCAGAAAGCCCCGAAGCGACCGGGACGAAGUGCGGCGCCUGACGUCGGGCGACUGGGAGGCGACGGAGCUGCUGGCCUACGACGAGAACAACCACAUCAUAUACUUCCUGAGCACAGAAGACGCCGCGGAGCAGAGACACGUGUACAGUGUGUCCACCCUGGGCCUGUUUCCGCGGCGAUGCCUCACCUGCGGACUGAAGGAGGGCUGUCUGUUCUUUGGCGCCGACAUCAACCCGGACGCGCAGCACGCCGUCCUGCACUGCAGAGGUCCGGGAGUUCCAGCCGUGCUGCUUCUGAGUCUGGACGACGUGGACUCGUACUUCAUCCUGGAGAACAACCUCCCGCUGCGGGCGGCGCUGGAGGCCAAGAAGAGGGUCCGGACUGAAAUCCGGAUGAUCAGCAACGAUGGCUUCGAGCUGCCGCUGAAGCUCAGCUACCCUCCCGACUUCAGCGAGUCCCUCCUCUACGGCGUGCUGCUCGUCGCCACCAGCUCCCCGGGCGGCCAGGCGGUGACGGAGGAGUUCGGGCUGGACUGGGCCUCGGUGCUGGCGGGGUCGGAGCAGGUCAUCGUGGCGCGGCUGGACGGCAGGGGGUCGGGGUUCAGAGGUCGGAGGGUGUCCCAGCAGGUCCACCGGAGGCUGGGCCUCGUGGACGCAGAGGACCAGAGAGCAGCUCUGCGGUACCUGUCCAAGCUGCCCUUCGUCGACCGCACCCGCGUGGGCGUCUUCGGCGAGAACUACGGCGGCUUCCUGGCGCUGACGAUGCUCAGGUCCACGGAGGAGCUGAUCGGAUGCGCUGCGGCUCAGGCUCCCGUCACCGACUGGUCCCUGUACGCGUCGGCGUUUUCCGAGCGAUACCUCGGAUCGCCUUCGACUGAGGAGAACUCGUACCAGGCAUCCAGAGUCCUGAGUGGCAUGAAGGCUCUGCAGGGAGGAACCUUGUUUCUGGCUCACGGCACAGCGGACGCAAACGUCCACUUCCAGCACUCAGCUGAGCUCAUCAAGCACUUGAUAAAGAUCGGAGCCAACUACACCAUGCAGAUCUACCCGGACGAGGGACACUUCCUGUCGCGGCGCAGCCGGAUGCAGCUCACUCAGUCCCUCGUCAACUACUUCAGCGGAUGUCUGCUCGCCUCGGCGUCCUCGCCGGACCGCCGCCGGUGGGACGACGGCGACGAGUGAGCGGCGACCCGCGAGCGCAGCGGCACCAACACGUGACUCCUCCUCAAACACCCUCAGUGGAGUAAAGCCGACGUAGUCGCGAUGCAGAUGGAGCUGAAGCAUCGCGUCUCGCUGUUAAAAUGCUACGUAAGGUGGGGGUGGGGGGUUGUGGGGUUAAAUCAAAUCUGUCUUUUUGACACAAAGUCAUCCGAAGUCUGGCCUUAUUUUGUGCUGUUUUCACGCCGUUCAAAAGCAACGAGCAGUAAAGUCAUUCAUGCCUCAAUAAGCAGGAAUCAAAGUAACGCAGACAUCAAACGCUCCCAUGUUCCAAUGAACCUCUGCGUUGGUCUUCUUAACUUAUUUAUUGCGCUUAGUGUUCAAGCUAUUUGUUCAUCACCUCUUUUCCUAACCCUUCUUUGGGGAUUUAGUCCCUGUGUUUCUUGACGUGAUGGAACCUGGUGCGUUGUGGUCUGUGUCAUUAGUCGCUGCUUCCUGUUCCCCUUUCAUCCUCUCUGCUGGUCGCUUUUUAAACCACGUAAUGUUGCUUUUUUCCCCCACUGAACACACACAUAUAUACCAUUUGUGUUCUGUGGCCUUGGUUUGAAAGCCGUGUCCUAAUUUGUUAAUAAAAACGUGAUUCUGGGU
Molecule: messenger RNA, 3292 nt
Organism: Pungitius pungitius (ninespine stickleback)
Lineage: Eukaryota; Metazoa; Chordata; Actinopteri; Perciformes; Gasterosteidae
Product: inactive dipeptidyl peptidase 10-like
Exons: 27
Coding region: 281-2668 (795 amino acids)
Biological process (GO): regulation of potassium ion transmembrane transport; proteolysis
Cellular component (GO): plasma membrane; voltage-gated potassium channel complex
Molecular function (GO): potassium channel regulator activity; serine-type peptidase activity
Source: RefSeq, a predicted model, not a curated record